Messenger RNA from Erigeron canadensis, 2094 nucleotides. Its product is annotated as protein SET DOMAIN GROUP 40. Lineage: Eukaryota; Viridiplantae; Streptophyta; Magnoliopsida; Asterales; Asteraceae. Gene Ontology annotation, biological process: peptidyl-lysine monomethylation. The record is from RefSeq and is a predicted model, not a curated record. The transcript is spliced from 6 exons. Gene Ontology annotation, molecular function: protein binding; protein-lysine N-methyltransferase activity. Bases 87 to 1559 code for a protein of 490 amino acids.
GCCCAGCCCUAACUAAUUAACAUCGUUAGCUUCAUACACAAGUGACCAAGAGGGUUACGGCGGUGCCACGGUGGUUAGUGCCGGCCAUGGAGGAAUCGGCAAAGUUAAAAAACUUUCUAGAUUGGGCAACCCUUAACGGAAUUUCAGAUUCUCCUUUUAUCGAAGUUAACCAACACAAACCACAAAACACUAAUGUUUCUCAAACAUGUUCACCAUCAUCAUCAUCAUCAUCAUCUUGCUUGGGACAUUCUUUAUCUGUUUCACAUUUCCCUAAUGCCGGCGGGAGAGGAUUAUGUGCAGUGCGUGAUAUUGGGAAAGGGGAAUUAAUACUUAGAGUUCCUAAAUCAGCUUUGAUGACGUCACAAUCAUUAGUUAUGAAUGAUGUUAAGCUCUCUAUGUGUGUUUCUAAAUCCAAUUUAUCCUCUACUCAGGUAUUACAAUUCGUACUGGCUGUUGCAUUACUGAAUGAAGUGGCUAAGGGAAAGCAGUCGUGGUGGUACCCGUAUUUGACACAAUUCCCUACUAAUUAUGAUAUUUUGGCAAGUUUUGAUCAGUUUGAAAUACAAGCAUUACAACUGGAUGAUGCUAUUUGGACUGCAGAGAAAGCGUUAGAGAAGACCAAAGUAGAGUGGAAAGAUGCUUGUCCAAUUAUGGAAGAGCUUAUGUUCAAGCCACAUUACAUGAGCUUCAAGGCUUGGAUCUGGGCUUCUGCAUCCAUAUCUUCUCGCACAAUGCAUAUUCCGUGGGAUGCUGCUGGUUGUUUUUGUCCGGUGGGUGACUUUUUCAAUUAUGCUGCACCUGGGGAGGAACAACUUCCCUCUGAAGAUUUGACGGCUGCUGACACGGGUGCAAAGUCACUUAGGUUGACAGAUGGUGUAUUUGAAGAAAUAUAUUCUGCAUACUGCUUCUAUGCUAGAAGAAACUACAAAAAAGGAGACCAGGUUCUCUUGAGCUACGGAACAUACACCAAUUUGGAGCUUCUAGAGCAUUAUGGUUUUAUUUUAAAUGAUAAUUUAAAUGAUAAGGCGUAUGUAGCGUUACCUUCUAACCUUAAUAUUCAAUGUUCAUGGCUACCAGACUCGCUAUACAUUCACCAAAAUGGAAAGCCAUCAUUUGCCCUGCUUACUGCAAUGCGAUUAUGGGCAACACCUACACACUUACAGAAAUCAGUACGACAGCUUGCUUAUUCUGGAUCGAGUAUCUCAAAUACCAAUGAGAUUAUUGUGAUGGAGUGGUUAGUGAAGAAAUGUUGUUUAGCUAUGGAAAAUUUACCAACGUCUAUUGAAGAAGACAAGUCAUUGUUAUCUGUUUUGGACAAAGAGUAUGAGACAGCCAUGGAGCUGAAGAUUGCAUUAUCGGGUUUAACAGGUGAGACACUUGCCUUCCUGAAAGUUAACGGUGUAGUGAAUGAUGGAAUCAGUAGUACCAUAAGCAUACCCAAAAAGGUGAUAAGGUCGCUAGAUAGAUGGAAGUUGGCGAUUUUGUGGAGGCUCAGGUAUAAAAUGAUGCUACAUUAUUGUAUUUCACGUUGUACUAAGGUAAUAAAUGAUGUGUCUUGAAGAGAUCGAUGUGAAAAGAUCUUGCAAUUGUGUUAUUUGUGGCUUUCGUUCAUCAAAUAGGAGAUAUGGCACUUGGUGUACAUGAUGUAGGGAUAAAUUAGAAUUCAAAAUUAUAUAUGCAGCCUUUGAAGAAUUUCGCUAUCUUCAGCCAGGUACCAUUUCAUGAUCAUCAGAUGUCUGCCUAUAGAACCAUUUUGACACUAGAAGACCUUCACUUCGUAGGUGUGGCCGCAUGGGUCUCAGGAGGUGGCUAGCCGUAGCUUACUGUUAGGGUGAUAUGAAGCUGUUAUCAGAAUAGAAAAUGUGAUAGUCAAAGUAUGUAAAAUGAUUUUGUAUGAUUAUACAGCACAAAAGCGUACUGACUUAAAUCUUCCCUCGAAUCGAAAAGACGAGCAGAAAGCGAGUUCUUCGUGGAAAGAAAGAAAAUGAGAAAAUGCUUCGCCCCCUGUUACUUGUCUCGUUAAAUUAUAUUUGGUUUUAUACUUUUAUCAAUAUGAACACUUCGAUGUUUUAAUAACAAAACGUUUAUGACAAA